This is a messenger RNA of Wyeomyia smithii (pitcher-plant mosquito), 1130 nucleotides long. Its product is annotated as CLIP domain-containing serine protease B4-like. Gene Ontology annotation, biological process: proteolysis. The coding region runs from base 69 to 968 and encodes 299 amino acids. NCBI's taxonomy places the organism in Eukaryota, Metazoa, Arthropoda, Insecta, Diptera, Culicidae. Gene Ontology annotation, molecular function: serine-type endopeptidase activity. The record is from RefSeq and is a predicted model, not a curated record. The transcript is spliced from 3 exons.
UGGACGGAGCUGAUUAGUUGUCCAUCGGCAGUCUCUCGCGGUAGCAGUCAUCAUCAACGUCAAGCAUAAUGUAUGGGCAGUUCUUCCUCUUGCUGUGCUCUAUAGCUUUACUCGUCAUUGCAGCUGACGUGGAUGACACUCCCCAGAGCAGACUCAAAUCGAAGCUGCCUAGUCCGGGUGUCUGUGGAAUCAACCUGGCCGAUAGAAUCAUCGGUGGCCAGAAAACCGCUCUGAAUGCGUAUCCUUGGACUGUUUUACUGAUUGCGAGACCGCUUAUUGGGAGUUCACGCUCAUACAGUUGUGGUGGAUCAUUGAUAUCCGAUCGAUACGUGCUAACGGCGGCGCAUUGCUUUAGAGAGUUACCAGUUGGUUAUUAUAUAGCCAAAGUUCGUUUAGGUGAAUGGGACCUUGAGAGUGAUAUAGAUUGCGUUGACGAUUUGUGUGCAGACAAACCAAUUGAUGUUGGCAUCGAGAGCAAAGCCGUACAUGCUGAUUACGAUUCGGUUAACAUUCACAAUGACAUCGCAUUGAUCAAGCUGGCGAAAAGUGUAAACUAUACAGAUUUCAUCUCACCGGUGUGCCUCCCGUUAUCAGGCUCGAAUAACGAACCGGAUUCUAACAAAAAUUUCACUGUCGUCGGUUGGGGAGCGACCGAGAGAGGCCAGGAAAAGCCAGGUGUGUUCGGCAAUCGUUACAAGCUGGAAGUUACUGUGCCGGGAGUGAACUUGGACGAGUGCAAAAAAAACUACCCGCAGCUGAUUGAUUCGGAACUUUGCGCCGGAGGACAGGAGCUCAAAGACUCGUGCUCGGGUGAUUCGGGUGGAUGUUUGGCUGCUCACGAAAACGAUGGCUAUUGGUACCAGUACGGUGUUGUAAGCUAUGGUCGGGGUUGCGGUCGAAAAGAUAUCCCAGGCGUAUAUGCACGUGUCACCAGUUUUCUGUCUUGGAUUGAUAAGAACAUGAACUGAACCUUUCAAGGUGACCUCAGUGAUUUUGUUUUAAAUGGAUCUAAUUGGAAGGUAACUCAAACGUGUUAUCAGUAUGUAAUCACACAAUCAUCUGAGUUUUCAAAACAGAUUCAACUGCAUCUGAAUGUGUAGAAAAAUAAAUUGAAAUAUAGUAAGUUGAAA